Molecule: messenger RNA, 1179 nt
Organism: Fusarium fujikuroi IMI 58289
Lineage: Eukaryota; Fungi; Ascomycota; Sordariomycetes; Hypocreales; Nectriaceae
Product: related to replication factor C chain Rfc3
Exons: 3
Coding region: 1-1179 (392 amino acids)
Biological process (GO): DNA repair; DNA-templated DNA replication
Cellular component (GO): Rad17 RFC-like complex; DNA replication factor C complex; nucleus
Molecular function (GO): ATP binding; ATP hydrolysis activity; DNA clamp loader activity
Source: RefSeq, a predicted model, not a curated record
AUGUCCGAUAUUGGGGAUGAGAUGGACGUUGAUGUCCCCGUUGUCAGCAAAGAUGUGAUAUUUUCCUCUGAAGCCAAGCAAGGCAAGCGAAGUGCUGCCAAUCUGCCAGUUGAGGCUGAGGAUAGUCUCCCUUGGGUUGAAAAGUACCGCCCAAACACCCUCGAAGACGUCUCGGGCCAUCAAGAUAUCCUCGCUACUAUCAACAAAUUCAUCGAUCAGAAUCGUCUCCCCCAUCUACUCCUCUACGGUCCGCCAGGCACUGGAAAGACGUCGACAAUUCUGGCCCUUGCUCGUCGUAUCUACGGAGCUGCGAAUAUGCGCCAAAUGGUGCUCGAACUCAAUGCCUCAGAUGACCGUGGCAUCGAUGUAGUGCGAGAGCAGAUCAAGACAUUUGCCAGUACCAAACAGAUCUUCUCCAUGGGUGGCACAUCUGCCCGCUCAGGCAACUCGAUGGCUGGAUUUAAGCUCAUUGUUCUGGAUGAGGCUGAUGCUAUGACGAGCACAGCCCAAAUGGCUCUACGACGAAUAAUGGAGAAGUACACCACCAACACACGGUUCUGUAUCAUUGCAAACUAUUCCCACAAGCUUAGCCCAGCGCUGCUGAGUCGAUGUACACGGUUUCGCUUCAGUCCGCUAAAGGAGGGCGACAUUAGGGUGCUAGUUGAUAAGGUGGUGGAGGAGGAGCAUGUUAGGAUUGGCGGAGAGGCAGUUGAUGCGCUGGUGAAGCUGAGCAAGGGUGAUAUGCGAAGAGCACUGAACGUUCUACAGGCCUGUCACGCAUCAAGUACACCAUUGCGAGCGAAGGAUGCACCCAAAGUACCUGACAGCGAAAUUGAACGCGAAAAUAUCACAACGGAGACUAUUUAUAACUGCAUUGCGGCACCCCCACCCGAUGCCAUCAAAGAGAUUGUGUCGACGCUGCUUAAGACAUCGGAUGUCACAAGUUGUCUAAACACUAUCAGCGCUCUCAAGGUGUCGCGAGGUCUUGCGCUGGCUGAUAUUAUCACAGCGCUCUCCGAGGAGUUGGUGAAGCUAGAGGUUGGUCCUGAGGUGAUGAUCACCUGGCUGGAUGGUCUCGCCAACAUCGAGCAUAGAGUCGCCGGUGGAGGCAGUGAGUUGAUCCAGACUGGAGCAGUCGUUGGAGUUGUCCGAAACGGAGUUGAGUUGAUGAGCAGAUAG